Molecule: messenger RNA, 1377 nt
Organism: Monosiga brevicollis MX1
Lineage: Eukaryota; Choanoflagellata; Craspedida; Salpingoecidae
Exons: 4
Coding region: 1-1377 (458 amino acids)
Source: RefSeq, a predicted model, not a curated record
AUGCAUCUCUCUCUCUCUCUGUGUCUCUCUCUGUGUGUCUCUCUCUGUCUCUCUCUGUCUCUCUCCCUCUCUCUCUGUCUCUCUCUCUCCCUCUCUCUCUGUCUCUCUCCCUCUCUCCCAGCUUUGACAUCAAGACGACUCUCUCAUUGGCAGCGCACCCCCGCACCACCCUCCUCUCUCUUCCGCGUCCCGUGUCUGAGUUCUCUGCGUGGUUUGGGAAGGCGCCUCGCUUGUGUCGCCGACGUGUUAGAGGGUGACGUUGUGCACCGGUUGCUGAAGCGUCAUCCUACGCCCAUCAUGGCUGGGCUCGUGCGCGGCGGUGCUUCAUCGUCGCCGCUGGCUGCGCCGGCGCAAAGCGUGCUGUCUUCUCCCAAGCUCACUUCGGAAAGCAGCGAUAGCAACAGCAACAACAACAACAACAAUAACAAUAGCGAUGACGGCGCUCCCAGCGCACCUACAAAUGUCCUCGCCGCAAACACCCCAACCUCAACCUCAGAACCAAUUUCAGUGUCCCCCGGCUCGAAUCACUAUCAGACGCUGCGGGGAUUGCGGAAUCGCCUUUUGAAAGCCACCCACACCGUAGACCCCAGACCCCGAUCCGCCCCUUCAAGUGGCGACGAGAGCGAACGCUCCGUCUCCCCUCAACAAUCUCCUCGCUCCCCUCGCUCCCCGCGCUUUACCAACCGGCCCCAAUGGCAUCUCCGUCUCCGUGCCACCAACUCAGACUCCUCCCUGAGUCAGGGGCCAAACUCGUUUGACUGCAGCGACGAAGAAGUCGCCAACAACGCCACCGUCGAUAACCCCGAACAAGCCGGCCGUCUACGCUCUGACAGCACCGGCUCAGAAGUGUCCAUCGGUACCGCCUGGGACAAUUGCGCCCCGUCUGGCCACGACAGCCCCAUCACUGCUCGCCCCGCCAGCUUGCACCUCUACGAAACCCCCAAAUCAUCCUCCCCACUCGCACACGUUCGCACUGUCCCGCCGAGCGAAGACUACCACCACGGCUUUAUCACCCGCCAAGUCGCUGAACAACGCCUCACCGCCUUUGGUCUCCAAGACGGCACCUUUCUGAUCCGCGAAAAGCAGGCCCGCCUCGUCUACGCCCUCUCCGUCGUCAGCGACGGCAAAAUUCAACACCACAUCAUCGAGCGCGCCGUGCGCAAAGAUGGCACCCUUGGAAGCCAUUACAUUCUCAAUGGCAAACGCCUGCGCGACUGUACCUCCUUGCAAGCCGUCGUCGACCGACUCAAGGGUUACAACAAGAGCAGUGGCCGCACCAUCCUGACCCGCCCCUGUCCGCCGCCAACCACAGUGGGCGGGCCCACCACUAGUAGUGCUGGCUCGCCACCCUCUCAUGAAGGUGGCUCGGACAAGUAG